AUGUAAGUUUUAUUUUAAGACGUUAUAUUCUGACAGAAACAUCGUUAACUUUAAAACAAACAUGUUUAAAUUCCUUUAUGUAUCAUUUUUAUUUUCCGGAUGGUUUUGAUUUUGAUCAUCAAUGUGUUAAUGGGUGUAAUUUAAUACUUAACAGGUCAAGUGACCCUUAUGUCUCCUAGCAACAAGGAACAUUAUUUAGCAUGUCAAUCCGGACCCCUAAAAGCAGUAUUCGGGAUUAAAAGGAUAACUGGAGUCUUAUCUGGCAGCAUGCCAUCCAGGUCUCAUACAAGGUUUAUGCAUUACACAUCCAACAUGUCACAGCAAGACUAUAAAAGAGCUAUGCCAGCUCGUUCCCUACGCACACAGACCGGGCACACUAACCGCUGGCAGCUGACAGGUGCUGUGGGCUGUGACCUGUUGGGCCAGGCACAGGUGCAGCGGGCAGAAGAGUUUGCUAUUCAGUUAUCAGAUAGGAAAAUCAAAUCAGCUGACCCCAUGGCACUCCGCUGGCACGAGGAUACCACUGGCUGCCCACAAUCUCCUUUGCCACGACUGGUUCGCCCGCUGUCAGCCAGCCAACGCACCAGUCUCUGCAAAGAAGUCACAUGGCCCUCAAAGCUUGGCAUUCCAGAGAAAGAGUUUUACAGUCUCUCUCGCAGAGUGGUCUGCAAAGCUAAACCAGAUGCAGUGUUAGAGUGCCUGGGGAGCAGAUGGGAGUUACAUUGCCCUUUCCUAAACAAAUCAGACACAUUAUUCAAGCUGUAUACCAACAUCAAGAGGCAUAGAGAUGUUCAACUACAGGAGAGAGCAGCGAGUGGUCAGGGCAGCAGAUCUGGAAGUUCUCUGUGCAGGUACGACAGGGGUCUGGUUUGCAGUAGGGGAAAUCUCAGUGGCCCAUUGACUCUCCGGCUGUCUGUCAAAGAUUCCUCCAUCACUAAAGAGGCUCUGUCAUUUGUCCUGCGGACGCUCUAUGACCCCGAGGGACAGCCGGAGGAAUGGGGAAAGGGUGUGAUCUCUGCUGCAGCCUUACUGGGGAUGUCCGAUCUCUUCCACAAGUGUCUUAAAGAGAUGACGAUGAAUAUAUCAUCCUCGACCGUGUGUAGCUUUCAUGAGGUGUCCUGUAAGUUUAAAGAAACAGGCCUCCAGAGAUUGUGUGAGCAUUGGCUGGAGCUGUUCUUAGUGACCGAUCUCUCCUGUCACAUUAAUCUCAAAGACUUGCCCUUUGACCUCAUGCUCAAGACCUUGCAUAGUCCAAGAUUGUUUACACUUAGUGAGUAUGAUCUCUCGAGGACAGUACUGCAUUGGCUGUACCUGCAGUUAAACCCACUCAGACAAACCUUACCUGCACACAGCACCGUCAUCAACUUCUUCUCCAGGGAAACAGGUGUUUUCUUGGAACAGCCUCAUGGACAAAAAUACAUCACAAUCUUUCAAGCUCUUCGACUCCAUGGCAUAACUGAAUGGCAACAUCUACAGGAGCUGCACAACAUCAGAGUGUUUCCUGAAGCCUGUUUACUGCAUAUUCUGUCCAAUCAUUACCACACUCUUUACAGCGGGGGUGACAUGGCCAUAACUGACUUCUCCAAACAAGCAGUCCGGUUUGGAAUGUUGGUUGAUAAGGAAGAAGAGUGCUGUACUCAAACCAUCAGCCUCUACGGCUUUUAUUUUCUACUCAAAGCUGUUAACAUGGGUGAAUCAGAUACAUACAGCUUCUCCAUUGAGAGAUUGAGACACUGGGACACCGCUGUGUCACAGUCUUCUAUAGCAACUCGUCCAUUCUGUAUGAGGUCUGAUAGAUCAGUGUGUUACCAAAUCACAGUGCAAACCUACAUUCACAGUGAGUUUCAGGAGCACAGCAGUGGAGCUGUCAAUCAAGAGUUUGGCUUAUUUAAACAUCGCUGCAGGAGCAAGCCAUUUUACAUUGAAGGACUUUCUCCACCUAUUCUGGUGACCUUUGCUCUGGCAUUUCCAUGAAGCCUCAACAGUUAAAUAAAACUGACAUGAAUCCAUUAUAA
Messenger RNA from Misgurnus anguillicaudatus (oriental weatherfish), 2015 nucleotides. RefSeq names its product BTB (POZ) domain containing 16 (gene btbd16). The record is from RefSeq and is a predicted model, not a curated record. Lineage: Eukaryota; Metazoa; Chordata; Actinopteri; Cypriniformes; Cobitidae.